Daucus carota subsp. sativus is the source of this 1149-nucleotide messenger RNA. Its product is annotated as UMP-CMP kinase 3. Gene Ontology annotation, molecular function: ATP binding; UMP kinase activity. The record is from RefSeq and is a predicted model, not a curated record. Gene Ontology annotation, cellular component: cytoplasm; nucleus. Gene Ontology annotation, biological process: 'de novo' pyrimidine nucleobase biosynthetic process; UDP biosynthetic process; CDP biosynthetic process. The transcript is spliced from 12 exons. Lineage: Eukaryota; Viridiplantae; Streptophyta; Magnoliopsida; Apiales; Apiaceae. Bases 147 to 842 code for a protein of 231 amino acids.
UGACUCUUUUGAGCAUAAAUAAAUACAUACAGUUCCACAUCACUCUGUCUCUUGCUAGUAUAUAUAUACAAGUUCCCUCCCAUUUUACUGUACCACUUUGAUAUUCACUCCCACAGAGAUACAUAAAGACAUAAUUUUACUUGCACAUGGGGACUGUUAUUGAUGCUGCAACCAAGGAUAAUGAUGGAAGUGCCUUGGCUAGUAAGAAGGUCACUAUUAUUUUCGUUCUAGGUGGCCCCGGCAGUGGUAAGGGUACUCAGUGUGCAAAUAUUGUACAGCAUUACGGAUACACACAUCUCAGUGCUGGCGACCUUCUCCGAGCAGAAAGGGACUCUGGUUCUGAAAAUGGGACUAUGAUAGACAACAUGAUCGCAGAGGGAAAAAUAGUUCCGUCAGAGGUAACUAUCAAACUUCUUGAACGAGCGAUACUGGAAACUGAUAAUGACAAAUUUCUAAUUGAUGGUUUUCCACGUAAUGAAGAAAACCGAGCUGCAUUUGAGUCUGUGACUGGUAUAGAGCCAGAAUUUGUCUUAUUUUUUGAUUGCUCGGAAGAAGAGAUGACCAGACGCCUUUUAAGUAGAAAUCAGGGAAGAACAGAUGAUAACAUAGAGACGAUAAAAAAGAGAUUUAAAGUAUACAUGGAAUCAAGUCUACCAGUGAUUGAGUAUUAUAACUCUAAAGGAAAAGUUCGGAGGAUUGAUGCAACAAAGCCUGUCGAAGAAGUUUUUGAUGCGGUCAAGGCUUGUUUCGCCCCAUCUGGUGGCACGGGGGUCAAAGACCGUAAGUUCGGAUCUCUGGUAGCAGCUAUAUUUGGAUUCAUUACCAGAAAGGUUUUCUGUUGACAUUGUAGAUGAUUGCCAGGUUUUGCUGUGCCAGAGGCAAAAGUUAAUGAUACUUUUAUAGCCGCUUAGCUGUUGCAACCAUACAUCCCCAUAUAUGUGAUUUAAAAUACAGGUGGUUAUUAUCUGGAGACAUCUUACUGUGCUGCUGUGAGGAAGCUCUCUAAAUUUAGCCUAUUAUAGAAUUUUUAGAUAUGAAUAUGCUGCUUUAUGUAAUGUUAUUGUUACAGAUUAAAAUAUUCCAUUGAUACAGAUAUAUGUGGAAGUGAAAUUUAUGCAGGUUUGUAAAUGCAUGUAUGAAUCUUUUAAA